Messenger RNA from Chroicocephalus ridibundus (black-headed gull), 9663 nucleotides. It is a transcript of the gene SLC26A2, whose product is annotated as solute carrier family 26 member 2. Gene Ontology annotation, biological process: transmembrane transport. Gene Ontology annotation, molecular function: bicarbonate transmembrane transporter activity; oxalate transmembrane transporter activity; secondary active sulfate transmembrane transporter activity. Gene Ontology annotation, cellular component: plasma membrane. The record is from RefSeq and is a predicted model, not a curated record. Lineage: Eukaryota; Metazoa; Chordata; Aves; Charadriiformes; Laridae. Bases 147 to 2285 code for a protein of 712 amino acids. The transcript is spliced from 3 exons.
GGCUGGCUGUGAGCGGGGCUGCCGGCUUCCAUGGGACCUUCACCAAAGGGGCCGGGGGCUGCGCGAGGCUGGUGGGACGUUUUGCUGCAGCUCGGGAGAACUAACGUUUGAAGGAGGAGGAGGAGGGAGUCCUCGAAAUAGCAGCAAUGGCGGAAUUCAACGAUGUCCAUUCAGGGACUGAAAUGCCAGAAGGAGAUGAUGCUAAAUGCAGUUUCCAUAACAGAAUGUUCUUGGAGCCUCAAGAGAAGAAGAGAAGCGUGAAGGCUCUGGUGGUUAAGCAAGCAAAGAAAAGUUGCAGCUGCACUCCAGCCAAAGUUAAAGACUAUGUUUUCAGUUUCUUUCCUGUCUUGCAGUGGCUUCCUAAAUACAAACUAAGAGAGUACCUACUGGGAGACAUAAUGUCUGGUGUGAUUGUGGGGGUCUUACUAGUCCCACAGUCAAUUGCCUAUUCUCUCUUGGCUGGACAAGAGCCUAUUUAUGGCCUUUAUACAUCCUUUUUCGCUAGCAUUAUUUAUUUCAUAUUUGGAACCUCCCGCCACAUCUCAGUUGGCAUCUUUGGUGUGCUUUGCCUGAUGGUGGGACAAGUGGUGGAUCGUGAGCUACAGAGAGCUGGCUAUGACUUAGAACCAGAUGCGCUCAGUGUCCUCACAGAUACAGCAGCGUAUGUAAACACCACCAUUUCACCUGUGAAUCGGACAUCACAGGAGCUGCUCUGUGAUAAAAGCUGCUAUGCAAUUACAGUGGGAGCCACCAUAACCUUCAUAGCUGGAGUUUAUCAGGUGGCCAUGGGUUUCUUUCAAGUGGGCUUUGUCUCAGUGUACCUGUCUGAUUCAUUGCUGAGUGGAUUUGUCACGGGUGCCUCCUUUACCAUCCUGACCUCACAAGCCAAGUAUCUUCUGGGCCUAGACAUUCCACGGAGCAGUGGCAUCGGCUCCGUCAUAGCCACGUGGAUAAACAUCUUCAGAAACAUACACAAGACCAACAUCUGUGAUCUCAUCACCAGCUUCUUGUGCUUUCUUGUACUUAUCCCAACCAAAGAGCUUAAUGAACAUUUUAAAUCCAGGCUCAAGGCUCCAAUACCAGUUGAACUAGUCGUGAUUGUGGCAGCUACUCUGGCAUCUCACUUUGGGAAGCUGAGAGAGACUUAUGGCUCGAGCGUUGCUGGACACAUCCCAACUGGGUUUCUGCCACCCAGCCCUCCAGACUGGAACCUGAUUCCUAAUGUGGCUUUGGAUGCUAUCCCCAUAGCUAUAAUUGGCUUUGCCAUCACUGUCUCCCUCUCAGAGAUGUUUGCCAAGAAGCAUGGUUACUCUGUGAAGGCCAACCAGGAAAUGUAUGCCAUUGGCUUCUGCAACAUCAUUCCUUCUUUCUUCCAUUGCUUCACAACAAGUGCAGCUCUUGCCAAGACUCUUGUCAAAGAGUCCACAGGCUGUAGGACGCAAAUGUCUGGCGUGGUGACUGGUUUGGUAAUCCUAUUAGUUCUCCUUGUGAUUGCACCUUUAUUUUAUUCCCUUCAGAAAUGUGUCCUUGCUGUCAUAACCAUUGUAAACCUCAGAGGAGCCCUGCGGAAGUUUAAGGACCUGCCAAAAAUGUGGUAUUUGAGCAGAGUGGACACAGUGAUCUGGAUAGUUACUAUGGCAGCCUCAGCACUCACCAGUACUGAGAUUGGUCUUUUGGUUGGUGUUUGCUUCUCUAUGCUUUGUGUCAUUUUCCGAACUCAGAGACCGGAGGCACCGCUGCUUGGCUGGGUGGCAGACUCUGAGACAUAUGAAUCCCUGUCUGCUUACAAGAACUUGCAAACCAAGCCAGGAAUCGUGGUGUUCCGUUUUGAAGCACCCCUCUACUACAUCAACAAAGAGUGCUUUAAAUCCACCCUGUACAAGCAAACUGGGGUUAACCCAGUUGGGGUGAAGACAGCAAAGAAAAAAGUAGCAAAAAGAAUGCUUAGAGAGAAAGAGGUGGAUUCUGGUGUCAACGAGACCAGCAUCUCCAUGGAUUUUGUUUCUGAACCCCUGGGGUUUCACACAAUAGUGAUUGACUGUUGUGCAGUACAGUUUCUGGACACAGCAGGAAUAUGCACACUCAAAGAGGUCUGCAGGGACUACAGGGAGAUAGAUGUCCAGGUGCUACUGGCCCAGUGCAAUCCUUCGGUGAGAAGUUCCCUGAUCCGAGGAGAAUUCUUUAAGGAGGGGGAGGACCACCUUCUCUUUCACAGUGUGCACCAGGCUGUGGACUUCGCAUUGGGUUCACAGGGGCGCAGUGGGAACAGUGCCUCUAAGAACUAGUUGUGGAAAGGGAGCAAGCUGGAACAAAGCCUAAGGGGGGAAAAAAUGGCUAUGGGUCUGUAUGUCUAUGCAAUAUAUAUGCACUCAGAUAAAAAGAGGCAGAGUUGUUUUUAACACACUGGUUACUAUGAAGCCUGUUUUGAUGCUUUAAAUUUGCCUGCCAGGUGUAGUGAUUCAAUAGGUGGUACUGAAUGAAGGCAAUUCUUAACUUGAUUAUGGCCAAUCUGUGAAUCUAAGCAUGUUCAUAUGGUUAUUCAUCUCAUUUCUCUUCUCUCUUGAACUUCCCUUGCCUCAGUUCCCCUCUGAGUUUUGAUCAUCAGCAUUGAAGUCUUUAUUGCAGCCCUGUCUUUAUGGAUGGGGUGGGAUUUUGAAGUAGUCUGGGCAUCCUGUCCAACUGAAUAAUGAGAGGCAGCUCAUUUCUUGUCCCUCGUUCUGGCAUUGCUUUUCCAUAUUACCACACCAUUAUAUUUUCUAAGGAAUGACUGACAGAGACUGUUUGCUCUGGUCUUUACCAUGGAGUGAUUGGUUGGUGAUUUUGUAACCUCCCUGAAUUUGAGACACAGAUAGAUAAAUAAAAUCUAAAUAUGCAUGAAAAGGUCUUAAUGAAUAGCUUCUAACCACUAUCACCUCCAGAGGCUUUGUCGUCACCUCCUGCGAGCCUCCUGCAGCCAGGCAAUGGGGGCAUGGUUAUCUCAUCUCUACAGGCCUUUAUGAGCCAGGAAAGUUUGCCUCUUCAGCUUGAAUUUUUUUGUAAUGGUUUUUAUUCAGAGGUGACUGUUUAGAAGUCUCAUUCAUCCUUAUGGUCAGUCAUUUGUUUUCCUAAUAUUUAGGAGCUCAUUAGAAUUGUAGACAUUAGAUAUGGAAAAUGUCUAAUUCUUUAUUUUCAACAGAAAAUAGUCCCUUAUAGACAGUUUUUUAUGCCAGACAGACAGAAUUACAGGCAUUAAAAUGAAAAGGGUCAAAUAGAUAAUCCAGCAUCUGUCCAAAUUUGUCCAAGUCACACAGACUUCAUGUGUGAACGCAGGUUUUAUUGACUGUAAACCAUUUAUGUAUGCUCUGUCAUGGACUUUUUAUAAUGCGGAUGGACAGGCCAAGAAAUACAGCUAUUAGAAAAGGAGCUAGAGAGAAUUUCUGCUGAAUGUUAUUUCACCAUGCUAGUGUAAAUAAAACUUUGUACUUUGAUUUUAAAUUAUGCAUAACAGAGAAGAGUGCCUGUUCUUCAUGCUAAAAUACAAGCACUGGGAAGAGGUUCUCUUUUCUUACAGCAACAGAAUACAAUUCUGAAGGCAGAAUUGAGCGAUUAACAGUUUCUACUGACUACCAGCUAUACAGAGCACACAAUCCGUCCUUGGAAGAUGGUGAUUUCUCCCAGGGGAGUUUAUAGUCUGAGUUGCAGGUUCUUCACAGCUUUUAAAGGGAAAAGAUGUUGUAUACAGACAAUAUUCUCAUCUGCCGUUGUUCAAAAGUGAGUCAGGAGUCAAAAAAGGAGUAAAAUGCAAUACCAAUCUUGAAACAUUUUCUAAAUAGAAAAUUGAGUUUAGGAUUAUUUUUUUUGAUCUGAGGUAGGACUGGUAACUAUGCCCUUCUUUCUAUGAAAAAGGAGUUGGGACCUCAAGAGAAGGACGAGGUAGCAGAAAGAUGAGUCCCAGGACCUGGCAAACUUUAUAUGUUAACUGAACUUAAUACAUUUUUUAGGACCUCUUAGCAACAUAAUGAAAUGCUGGGGAAGGUGGGGGUGGCUGGUGGCUGUAGCAUAUAUUGAAAAGGAGCGCAUAACUGAGAUCUGUGCAUUGUGUGUUCUAGAACUGGCAUUGUUAAGGAAACAGGUCUCCAGAUAUCGAAGAGAAAAUGCUGAAGCUUCUGCAGUAUUCAAAAACCCCAAAUAUUUUUCUUUCUCAGCCUUGAGGCAUGUUUAUACAAGGAGACGAAUCCCAAAUAGCUAAUGCUGAAUUUUUUAUUUUCUGCAGUAACCUCCUGCAUGAACUUUUUUAAUUCUGUGUGAAGAAUCCUUUAUGCAGUUUGGAUAAUUGUAAUUACUCAAUUGGUAUUACCAGAGUGGAUUAGCCUAAGCCGUAUAAAAGCAGUGAGUGGGGUUAAAGCCCACACAGGGAGUGAGUGCAGGAUGGAAAUUAUGUUUUAGUUCCUCAUCGUACCUGUUUUGCAUUGAGUUCCCAUUCAGAGCCCCUGGGUUGGUGUCGAGAGGGAGCUGGCGCUACGGCGGCAGCUCCCGCCAGCUGGGUGCCAGCUUGGGAAGGCUUGUCACCGCAGGGGUUUGCCUGGCUUGUCACCCCAGGGGUUUGUGCCUGGCCACUGACGGGCUGGCUGGCGGCAGGCAGACCCACACAUGUGCAUUCAGCAGACAGCAGUGCAAGCAUCACUAGAACUUUGAACGAAAGCCUCAAUACCAUUUCUUAAAUGCUGAUUUUAACUAUAUUUUUCAAGAGAGCAGAACAGUGCUAGAAGCAGUGCUCUCUUCUCAAAGCCCUGGCAGACAAUAAGCAGCGUACGUUGUUAUUGCAAAUGUUCCUGCCUACCCCCAGCUACUCAUUCUACCCCUUUGCCCCCCCAGGCAUGGGCAGCUGAGAGGGAGGGGAGGAAUGAGCAGCUGGCCUGGGGGCUUCCUCUAAGGCAGGUCAGCCACCGGUGGGAUAGAAGUGAGGUAGAAUUUGCUCCAAGUAAUUCUUUCCUCUUUACGCUCACAAUUCCUCUCUCCCGUACUCUUUCCAUGCUGCCUGGGUGGAGAUUUUUUGACCUGUGACCAUGCACAGGUUUGUAGCCAAAUUCUAACCAAGAAGGGGAAAACCAGCAAUUACUUAUUAAAAGAUGUUUUUUUCAAAUCCAUUUCUACCUGUGUCAGAAAGGGAGGAAUAGCAAAGUUACUUCCAAGGAGUAUGCCCUUUAAACAGCUGGCAGGAUGCAUAUUUGUAGCUCCUGGGUAUUUAUUUACAUAAAAGCACAAUAAAACAGUCAUAAAUUGAUUUUUCAAAGAAUUAAUUUAGAAUACAGCUAAAAGAUAUACCAAAUUGAUAUAUAUUUAGCUACAGCACAUUGUAUUUGGCCUCAAUGCUGUUUGUGCAGCCACAACUGGCAAUAUAGCCUCCAAAUUCCAUGUUAAGCAAAAGACAAGAAACUGUAUUAAAAUGCAACAGCAAAAGCAGCCAGCCAGCCAACCAAAAGAACAAGUUUUAAUGUUCUUAUUUAAGAUAAUGUCCAGAGGUCAUAGUAUUAAUAAGUCCGUAUUAAUGCGCACAGCCCUAGUUGAAAGGGAACAAAAAUAAAUGCCACUUGCCAGAGAGUUCAGUAUAAUAGAGAGUCCUUUGGAAUUAACUGAAGAUUAGAGUUUAUCAUGGCUGGAAUUUUUACAACAGUGGGGUUUCAGCCAUUUUCCUUUUAGGCCUAGAAUAACUUUUUAGCAGAGCAGAGACAUGAAUCUGAUUCAAGCGUACUGGCAAGAAGCAUACUUUGCUUGACUAUGUUUAUGGACCCUUUAGAAGUAAUUCAAUUUCACCUUUAGGAAUCAGGGCAACUGAUUGAAAACUGUUUCCCUAAAUGAUUUAUUUUAUAAAGGAAUUUCAUAUAUAUAUAUACACACACAUAUAUGUGUAUGUUUGUAUGUGUGUACACAUAUAUACACCUUUUGCUGCUGUAUGAUGGAUGCAGCAGCUAUAUAUAUCCAAUUACACUUGAUACUCCUGUUCCUGUCCUGGGAAGGGCUCUUCUGCUUUCUGCUGUUUUAAAUGAGCAGUGGAAUACACAUACCGGAUUUUAUAAGGGGAAAUCUGACAUACCCACUGCUUUCUACACCUUCUCUUAUGCCUGCCUCACGGCUUCAUUUGUAAUCUAUAGGAAGAGAAGGGGAAUCUCAGAACAAUUGGUUUGGGGUUUAUGCCUCUGUCUGGGACGGGGAAUGUUCAUCCCAGGUGCAACCUUUAGAACCUUAGGCUAGACGGGAAGAUGCUAUAAAUCAGUGGAUCUCCAUUCCCAAACUUACUAAUCGGCAAUUAUCAGUCUAAAUGAAGAAUUAAGAGAUCAUUAGCACGUUCAUUAGUGACAACAACACUUGGCAUUAUGGAAAUUAACACACUCAGUCUCAGCUAUACUAAAGACUCCUUUUCAAAGACAUUUCCAUGUCUUUAGUAGUCUCCUGCUAAAUGUCAGGCUUUUUUUUUAUGUUUAUUGCUAUUACAGAUAGUAGUGUCAGUUGCAGUUGCACUAAUGAAUGUUUCACUUGUGUGCAUGUUUUGACACGGAAAUAAUUUUCGGUCCACUUCAUAAAACAGGGAAGGGUACUGCAGUGAGGCAUGUGGUGCUUAUUUUUGGAUUAUAAUGCCAUUGCCAACCUUAGUCUUGUGUGAUUUAGUGAUCCCGAUUUCCUUGUAAGCCCUUGCAUCUCCAUCUGCUCCUCUCUAAUUCACUGUGGGACCCACCUGCACCCUCUGACUUCUUUCUGUGUUUUGCUGUAAAACGUUGCAUACGUUUGACUGUAAAUAGAAUAAUCGCUGCCUUUGCGUAUGUUGCUAUUACACGUGAGCUGCUACUCAAUUUUCACGCCAGAUCUUUUGAUAAGGCUAAAGCUCCUGAACAAAGAGCGUGAAACAAGGCCAAAACCCCACCCAUCUUCUGGGUGCUGCCGCUGUGAGAAAGGGGGCUGGGGGCUGCUGGUGGGGGAGCAUCCCUGAGCAUGUCCCCCGAUGACAUGUGGGUGCCCAGUGUGGGUCUGGGCGAGGGUUUGUGUAGCUGCAGGAGUAAUGACAGGUAAACCUGGAGGUGUCUUUAUUAUGGGGCUACUGUGACACUGUGUUAUACAGCCAUGUGCCUUUCUCCAUAACAAGUGUAAGAAUCACACAGGACCUAGGUCCUGCUCAGAGCUGCUGCAUGAGUUGCUGUCCCGAGCUACAUAUAUAAGGGAUUUCUGUUUUCAUGCUUGUUUAUUUUAAUCUAAUUUUAAUCUAAAUCCACAUGUGGUUCUCCCAGCCAGGGCAGCAGAGCUUCCAUGGCUGCUGUGCUCUUUCCUUGUCGGGCUGCGGUGAUGAAUGGAAAGGUGCUCUUUGGGGGGAAAAAACACAGCCAUUCCUUCCUCUCCACUUACUUCUGCUGGCUUGUGCCAAGAGACAUUAAAACCCACUGCUGAAGUGCAGCAGGGAGAUAUCACAGGCAGGAAAGCAUCCUUGCGGCUGCACCAGGGUUUUAAGCCGGUCAAUACCCCACUGCUUCCCAUGGCCUUGUGCUGAGGUUGGCUGUGAACUCUGCCGGUGCCAGGUCCUAGAUCUAGGCUUGCCUGGUGGAAUCCAGUCUUUUUGUUGCCAUUCCUCCCUUCAGAAGACCAGCAGCACUGCACAUCUCCCUGGGUCCAGUUCCCUGAAUCUUUCACUCGGGCUGUGCUCAGUCCCUGUUCCCCACCACCUUUAGCUACCUGCUGUCAUCUCCAGUGCUGCUGGCACAAAGACCUUUUAGGCAGGUUGAAGUCACGUCACUCGUGUGUCUCCAUUCCAGAUACGGGGCAGGAAUGGCCAUGCUGGCCCUGCAUCCGGGCACACGGGAGCUGACCUGAGCCCCCCUGUGCUCCCAGUGCAGUGAGGACCACAGCUGGGCCAUAGGAGUCUGCUGGUCUAAAAGAUCAUAGAAACUGGAACAAGAGGAAAACCUUUGAGUGAAGGGUGAAAGUGAAACUCUUCAGGCAAAGAGUUUUUUUCAGGGCAUUAUCUUCUGUUGUGUGGUUUUUUUACACAUGCUUUGGAAAAGUGAUUAAAUGAUUGAGGUGAUUUACAUUCUUUUAGGGUUUUUUUACUAACAUAGCUAAGGUAAUGAAGCUGUGACACAGGUAGCAGUCAUCUGUUGCUAAUGCCAUUCAAGGUGCUUUGUAUCUGUGUAGUUUAUUUUACUUUGCUGAGUCUCAAUGUAGGAUACCCUUGUGAGACUUCAAUAUUGAUAUAACUGUCCACACUAGAAGGGCUUUGCACUUCUGCUAUGCUGGCAUAGAUAAAGGGGGCAAUGUCUUUAGUGCAGACUUCGCACUGUGAGUCACCUUGUACUUGCACUUGGUUGUCAUGUUUGUAAGCCUUUGUAGGAUCAGCUGCUCAUGUGAAAAACUACCUGAUCUUUACUAGUUCAAUUGAAUUCCACUGGAAGUGGAAAUAAUUCUGAGUCUUGCGUUUUCUUUUGAGGUCAUUACACUGCUGAAAGUGAGGCCUCUGGUUAGGUAAAAUGGCAAAUCUUUAAUAUAUGUAUAUAUUUAAUUCAUACUGUAAUUAGUACCUUUCUAUUUUAUUUUCUAGAGAUGAUAUAAGCUAAGGCAUAUUGCUGUUUCUCUAAUGUGCAAAUAUACAAAAUAUUGGAUGGAGAAUCAAAUCUCCAUUGAGUAAAUUUAAUGCCAAAAAUAUUUGAAUUCCAGCUCCCUCUAGCUCUGAAAGCACUUAGCUCUUCAUCCACCUCCCAGCUGAUCUCAGGACUCCAGAGGAAGAUAGGAAACGAAACGUUUUGCUGGACUUGGGUCCAAGUUUUUUAUGUCUAAUUUUUGAUUUAAGGAAGUAAAUUUUAUGUAUAUUUGAAAUGCAGCUGAAACAUCGUUAAAGAGAGGUAAAGCCUCACUUUUUCUGGUAAGCACAUGAUGCUUUGAGUUUGUCAGCCUCUUGAGUCCAUGACCAUCAUCUCUAGUACCUUGGUGUGUUCUGGGGUAUGAUUUUUGAAUUAUUUUAAAUUCAGAAUAAUUUUAGAUAUUUGUGGCAUAAUGUUUUGCAGAAUAAACAAAAUGGCAAAUUUUGCCUGGAGUAAUUUUUUCAAGUUGGAGAAUCAGUUUAACCAAACAGGACCUCAGGAAUGGAAUAGAUCACAUUGGUCAGCUGACCUAACCAGUUUACAAAAUGGUUUGUUUGAAUAAAAUGUGGAAAAGUUGUAUAGUAUGUAUAAAAUAUCACUUUACUUUUUACUGUGACUUAUCUGUGCAGUAAAAAUAAGGUAAAAUGUUUCCCCCAGUUGGGUGGCAGAAUCUGGGGCGCUGGGCGAGCUGUGUUGCUCUGUGGCAUCAAUCCGUGCCGGGUGGGUGUUUGGGGACACGGACCUUGCCCUGCACCCAGCAUGGGGAGAGAUGUGAUACCAUCAGCUCCUUGCUGAGCGCUGUGCUCAACGACCAAAUGUUUGUGAUGAGAGUUGUUUUUCGUCAGUCGUCUUCUUAUGUCCUACCAUCAGCUAUGGGGUAUAGCCUCUGCGUGUUGUUGACUCUCCUUUAUGCUGUCUCUGUCUGUUAUAUAUGUAUCAACUGUAAUUUUUAAAUGCUAAUGUGCCUUAACUGUCAUUGUAGAAGAUUUGUUUUCGCACAAGAAUUUUCUAUCAAGUAUGGUAAAAUCUUUGGGAUUUCUUUACCACCAUUAAAAGAUGAUAU